Myotis myotis is the source of this 657-nucleotide messenger RNA. It is a transcript of the gene PCP4L1, whose product is annotated as Purkinje cell protein 4 like 1. The coding region runs from base 240 to 449 and encodes 69 amino acids. Lineage: Eukaryota; Metazoa; Chordata; Mammalia; Chiroptera; Vespertilionidae. The record is from RefSeq and is a predicted model, not a curated record. The transcript has 3 exons.
GAGCGGCGCGAAGCGGGAGGGUAUAGACGGGCUGCGACCUGGCCGCUGACCCAGGCGGCGGGUCCGGCGGGAGCGGGCGGGAGCGGGCGGGCGCGGGCGAGGAGCGGAGGCCCCGCACUGACGCUCCUCGCCUCCCGGGCAGCCGUGCCCAGCCCGCAGCCCCCGCCGUCGCCCCAGGCCCACGCCGCGCUGCACGUGCCGCCCGCUCCGUCCGUCCGCCCGUUUGUCCAUCCGCCGAGAUGAGCGAGCUUAACACCAAAACAUCCCCAGCAGCCAACCAGGCACCUGGCCCAGAGGAAAAGGGGGAAGCUGGCAAUGCCAAGAAGGCCGAGGGGGGGGAGGAGGAAGUGGACAUCGACCUGACAGCGCCGGAGACAGAGAAGGCUGCCCUGGCCAUUCAGGGCAAGUUCCGGCGAUUCCAGAAGAGGAAAAAGGACCCCAGCUCCUGAGUGCCAGCCUCGCCCUCCCCACUCCACACUCCGCAGCUCUGGCUUCCAUGCGCCUUGUCUCUGUCCGUCUAUCCUGGGUGGGGACCGUCUGGCCCUCGGGCCGUACGAGGUCCACAAAAUCAUUUAUUUGGUCUGGCCCUGCCAAGGCAUCAGGGGUGAGUUAAUUAAAUGUUUGAUCAAAUAUAGCAGGCUAAUCUUUAAGUUGAUA